AGGCAGGGAGAAAUCGACAGAGUCCCGUCAGAACAGCCCUACACUUUGGCCACUGCGUCCACUCAGCCAGCUGUCACCUCGCACCCGCUCUGCACCAGGCCUCAAGCUGCCGGGCAGAGCCAUGAGCCCCCGGCCCUGCGGCUGGGGCCGGUAGCCCCUGAAGCUCUGGUGUGCGACUCCAUGUGUGGUUUGGCCCUGCGGUGAGCGGUGUGCGCCAGGCGGCCACCAUGACGAAGCUCCUGGUGGCCAAGGUCCUCUGCAUGGUGGGCGUGUUCUUCUUCAUGCUGCUGGGCUCGCUGCUGCCGGUGAAGAUCAUCGAGGCCGACUUCGAGAAGGCCCACCGCUCCAAGAAGGUCCUCUCCCUCUGUAACACCUUCGGGGGUGGCGUCUUCCUGGCCACGUGUUUCAACGCGCUGCUGCCCGCGGUGAGAGACAAGCUGCAGCAGGUGCUGAGCCUGGGCCACAUCAGCACGGACUACCCGCUGGCCGAGACGCUCAUGAUGGUGGGCUUCUUCCUCACCGUGUUCGUGGAGCAGCUGGUGCUGACCUUCCGCCGGGAGCGGCCGCCCUUCAUCGACCUGGAGACCUUCAACGCGGGCUCGGACGCGGGCAGCGACUCGGAGUACGAGAGCCCGUUCGUGGGCGCGGGCGGCCGCGGCCGCGCUCUGUACCCCGAGCCCACGGCGCACACGCACGGCGCGGGGCUGCGGCUGCGCGAGCUGGGGCGCCCGGGCCCGCUGCGGCUGCUCAGCCUGGUCUUCGCGCUGUCGGCGCACUCGGUGUUCGAGGGCCUGGCGCUGGGGCUGCAGGAGGAGGGCGAGCGCGUGGUCAGCCUGUUCGUGGGCGUGGCCGUCCACGAGACGCUGGUGGCCGUGGCCCUGGGCAUCAGCAUGGCCCGCAGUGCGGUGCCCCUGAAGGACGCGGCCAAGCUGGCGGUGACCGUGAGCGCCAUGAUCCCCGUGGGCAUCGGGCUGGGCCUGGGCAUCGAGAGCGCCCGCAGCGUGGCCAGCAGCGUGGCCUCGGCGCUGCUGCAGGGCCUGGCGGGCGGCACCUUCCUGUUCGUCACCUUCCUGGAGAUCCUGGCCAAGGAGCUGGAGGAGAGGAGCGAGCCGCUGCUCAAGGUGCUGUUCCUGGUGCUGGGCUACGCCGUCCUGGCCGGCAUGGUCUUCCUCAAGUGGUGAGGGCCGCAGGCCCGCCGUCCUCACCCCGCUGCCCGCCCGAGCCGUGAGCCCCUGCAGGACACAGGCCACGCUCCGGGCCGCGGUCCACGCACAGGGCCCCCCGCCCUCCGGCCGCGCCUGGCGCCACUGAUACUGCUUUAAAAAAAAAACAAGUCUUAAAGUUCUUUAUCAAAGCUG
Peromyscus maniculatus bairdii (prairie deer mouse) is the source of this 1358-nucleotide messenger RNA. The record is from RefSeq and is a predicted model, not a curated record. Lineage: Eukaryota; Metazoa; Chordata; Mammalia; Rodentia; Cricetidae.